AUGGAAGGCAUCAAUCCGCAGAGAAUGGCCAUGAUAGCCAACACACCAGCACCAGCAGUGCGGCCGGCCAUUACUGACGCAACAGGCCCGACAGGAACGCAGAGCAACAACAUACCGCUCGGCACACGAAGACAUGGACUGCGAUUCGACGAUGCAACACAGUUCCCUGCACAAGACUCCAGACCUUCUGCCGCAGCAGUAGGUCCACCGGAGAACACCAUGGGUGACGCACAAGCAUCUCCAGCAACCAAAGCUCCCUACAACGGGAUGAUGAGCGGCAUGGACGACGAUGACCAGAAUGACUCGGACGACCAAGACGAGACUACUUUCAUACUCGACCGCUCCACCGCACAACAUGCCGAGAUGGGUCCAAGCUGGAGCAACCACGGCCCAGCACCCUCCGACUUCUACCGUCCAAGCUGGGGCAACCAUGACCCAGCACCCUCCGGCUACUACCAACACCCAGAACCAUUCUCGGGCUUUGGGACACAAGACUUGUGGCAUCUGCCGGCGGCUGAUCGCAGAUUUGUGAUGAAGGAUCAUCACGUUAGGUCUCCCAUCAGACUUUUCCACAGCGCAUGCAAGAGGAUUGUCAAGAAUUGGGACUGCGCGCCAUUGAACUGCCUCCCACUGGAGCUGCGUCGCACCACACCAUACUCUCUCGCGUUAUUCCUUCGGCUCAGCGAGCUUUCUCGGGCCAUUAUCUCCGACUGCCGUGUCAUCAAAGACCUUCUCUUUUCUCAGGUCGCCUCUCGUGUAUCACGGCUGCCACUGCCAGCAGGAGACUCACCAGGUCUCAGGAUAGUGCAGUCGCCCGGUCAAGAGCAUGCGGAAGAAUGGAUUCUAGAGAAUGUUGAAGGCCUGAUGCUGGAUGACUUGAGGGUGAUUUUUAGCCAACUCAGACACAGCUCAGCCACGCGCACUCCCAUCGCACUCAAUGCCAGUGAUUCGGUACGGCUCGAAAUUCAAGCGGCGAUUAAUCGUGAAGAGAUGAAGAAAGACAGGAAGGAGAGGAAGAAGGCGAGCAGGUCAGCACGUCGACAGCAGCAAAACGAAGAGCUAAAGGCUGCCGGGCGAGUGCCUAAUAAAAGGGAGAGACAACUUCUUGCUCAGCAACAAAGGGUAGUAGCCCAGCAACAGAAGGAGCCGGAAGAAGCGGCCCAUAGGGAAGCGGCUCAGGGUGACGAAACCGCAGAACUUGACCCUCAUCGCUACCCACUGCGGAGCAGAGAGGCCGAUGUGUUGACACAGCAGCUGAACAGCCUUGGUGUGGACAGCUUAUCAACCACAGAGGCUUACCGGAAGGACCGCCACAAGCGUCUCAAAGCGAACUUCCAGCGAGGUCUACCUUCCGAGCGACUUCAAGGUGCCUUCAUGCCUUCGCUACAUCUCAUGGCAGAAGAGAGAAAGGAACGUGCCGCAAUUGACGGCAUGAGCAGGCUGGGUCUGAGUUUCCAACAACCGCUUCCAUCUCUCGCCUUCAAUCAAUUGACCGGCGGUUCUGACAAUACUGAGGGAUGCGUGUCACUCCCAAGGCAUGGAAGUGUGCCAAGUGCUCAGGACAACAUGAGCAAAUUGGGUCUGAGUUCCCAGCGGCCGUUUUCAUCUCUCGUCUCGAAUCAACUUACCGGCGUAGAUGAGGGAGGCGUGUCGCUCCUCGGACAAGGAAGUAUGCCAAGUGCUCAGGAUAACAUACUGAAUGUGGGCAUGCACGGCUAUCCUGAUACAGCUUCACUCUACGGACGCUCUGAAGCAAGAAGACCGCGUCUCCUGGGAGGCACUCGCUGCGCUGAGUGCUUUCAUCUCCGCCGCGAGUGCACCCAUCUAGAGCUUUCGACUGAUGGUGGUAACAAGGGCCAAAGAAAGCCUCGCUGGGAUCGCAACGACAGACGGAACCGAGAUGAGGGCCGUGGUGGCCGUGUCGAGCACGCUGGGCCACGCCACGGCUAG
Molecule: messenger RNA, 1950 nt
Organism: Fulvia fulva
Lineage: Eukaryota; Fungi; Ascomycota; Dothideomycetes; Mycosphaerellales; Mycosphaerellaceae
Exons: 1
Coding region: 1-1950 (649 amino acids)
Source: RefSeq, a predicted model, not a curated record